AUGGAGAAUCAUGAAUACAAUUCAAAUGUUGUUGCAACUAACAAUUCGGUGGACAUGGAUGAAUUUUAUAUGCAAAAUGAUCAGUCCAAUAACAAUUAUAUGCGAUCGUUGUCUCCAUGUAAUCAAAAUUGUGAAAACGAUUGUGUGAACUUUACAAGUGAUGAUUAUUGGGAUGGGGUAGAAGUAGUGCAUGGAAAUGACAUAGAUGAUUCUCAUGUGAUAAAUGAAGACAAUGUUACUCAUAAUACACCUUUUACAUUGGUAGAUGAGAUCAUUGGCAUUUCCCAAGUUGUUGCCUAUCCGAAUCCUUGUGGAACAUCAGUUAAGAUUCCUGACGUCGAUGAUGUGCACGUUGGCCAAAUUUUUCGCAACAAGAAGGAUCUUCAGGCAUCACUACAAAUGCUUGCUGUAAGAAACUCUUUCGAAUUUAAGGUCACUAAGUCAAAUAAGAGUACAUAUGUAGUAGUAUGUGUUGAGGAAAUUUGCAAAUGGCGUUUGCGGGCAACACGAUUGAAGGAAAGUGACGAAUUUGAAAUUCGAAAGUAUUCACGUUAUCAUAAUUGUUCAUUGGAUGUUCGCCACAAAGAUCAUAGACAAGCUAGUUGUUGGAUGAUAGGAAAACAUAUCAUGUCGAAGUUUGAGGAUCCCAACAUUAUAUAUAGACCUUCGAACAUUCAAAAUGAUAUUCGUCGGGAGUUUGGCAUAGAUAUAAAUUAUUAUAAGGCAUGGAUGGCUAGAGAAUGUGCUAUAGAGCUAUUAAGAGGCUCACCUGAUCUUAGUUAUGAUAGAUUGGCCAAGUAUUGCAAUAUUCUGAAGAAGAAUAAUCCCGGUACAAUGACGUUCAUUGAGGUUGAUAAUGAGAAUCGAUUCAAAUACUUUUUUAUGGCUUUAGGACCAAGCAUACGUGGUUUUCACUCAUCAAUGAGACAUGUCAUUUCUGUGGACGGAACAUUUAUGAAAUCAAAAUUUCGAGGUACGUUACUUGUUGCCACGUGUCAAGAUGCAAAUCUUCAGAUAUAUCCUCUUGCAUUUGGCAUUGUUGAUUCUGAAAAUGAUGCAUCAUGGACUUGGUUCUUCGAUAAGUUGUUUCAUGUAACGGGUAUGUUGGAAGGGCUUGUUUUCAUUUCUGAUCGCAAGGAGAGCAUUGGUAACGCUAUAUAG
Molecule: messenger RNA, 1161 nt
Organism: Olea europaea var. sylvestris
Lineage: Eukaryota; Viridiplantae; Streptophyta; Magnoliopsida; Lamiales; Oleaceae
Exons: 2
Coding region: 1-1161 (386 amino acids)
Source: RefSeq, a predicted model, not a curated record